Trypanosoma brucei brucei TREU927 is the source of this 990-nucleotide messenger RNA. RefSeq lists its product as hypothetical. The record is from RefSeq and is a predicted model, not a curated record. NCBI's taxonomy places the organism in Eukaryota, Euglenozoa, Kinetoplastea, Trypanosomatida, Trypanosomatidae. Bases 1 to 990 code for a protein of 329 amino acids. The transcript has a single exon.
AUGUUUCGUUUCAACCAAACCCUCCGUGCAGCACUGGCAACGCCAAAGGAUAUCGCAGCUGCUCUCCGUGUACUAGGAUUGGACACCAACAGCGCGAAUAUCAGUAGCGAGGCAGUAAGAGCACAGUAUCUGAGACUUGCGCGGCUCCAUCACCCAGAUAUCAGCAGUGGUGAUGAUCAGAAGAUGAAGAUUAUCAACACAGCGUAUGAGAUGCUUCAGAGCAGCGGCGCUUUAAACCCAAAGGCCGCCAGUACGUCAGGUACGGCGGAUGAAGACAAGGAAACAAAACCAGGCGACACUGUAGAAAAUGCAAAUGGUGGUCGGUUCUCCCCUAAGGCUGGACGACGACGGCGAAGGGUGCCGGAUGAUUUUGCGGACGGUGACAGGUGGGACAUGAAGUCGACGCUCGAGUGGCGUGCUAUGACAAUGAUGGGAGCCGGGUCCGUGAGCGAGGAGGAGCUCCGCAACCCCGCAAAUCACCCGUUCAGCCACAGUAAAUUUUUUUCGUUCGAGGAGGACGUAACGAUCUACCGUAUGAUACGCGGCGGCGCGACGAUACGCCAAGUGGCUCGUACACUAGGGAAGGCCCCAACAUUUGUGGAGCGGCGCCUGCAGAACGCGCAGUUCAAACAGCGGGUGCAAUAUGUCAUGCGGCAUGAGAAGCGUCAAGGGCUGAAGGAGCGAGCUUCGGGGACGGGGGCGAACUCUGGUGGCUUUAACAUGACAGAGCGGCUGUUUGGGACAACUACCGGCGGGAACAGCCGCGGGCGGGAAGGUCACCGGAAGAAGGAGUGGGAACCAACCGCUCUCGAUGGUGAGGUUCCUGCUCACUUCGCGGAUAUGAGUCUCGAGGAGAAGGGCCUCCACGCCCGACUAAUGCAAGAGGAAAGGCGGCAGCAGCAACUUCCCUCCUGGGGCGUAGUGGCGUCGAAGGUGGGAAGGUCGUAUUCAAAUUACGCGCGAUUCACUGGGAAUUACAAAAAGACGUGA